Cucurbita pepo subsp. pepo (vegetable marrow) is the source of this 2583-nucleotide messenger RNA. The record is from RefSeq and is a predicted model, not a curated record. Lineage: Eukaryota; Viridiplantae; Streptophyta; Magnoliopsida; Cucurbitales; Cucurbitaceae.
AAANCUGUGAAGGAUUCUUGGGCAGGGAAUUGUUGUCCAUAAUUCUCCCAUAGGGCGAAAUCAAUAGUAUUUGUCGCCCAUUAGGUCUCCAUUUGAUGAAUUCUUGAAUUUGAAUCCAAGUUUCGUCCCUGUUCUGGAUUCCAAUUCCUAGAUUUCUAUCCCACAAUCCAUUUCCAAGAUCAAAGCAAUCGCUCUUCCUCAUUGGGAUACGUAGGAACAAGUCUAGAAUUGCACUUUGAUUCCCAAUUUUUUUUGGUCAGUCAUGGAAUUGAGAUCUGGUGGUAGAAAGCUGUCUUUCGAUGUGCUUCGCGGAAGCGGUUCUUCUGAAGAUGAUAGAUCCUUAAUUUUGGGCUCAAAAUCUGAUCUAGUUUCAAAUGGCGUCGAAGAUUCCGUAUCGCAUCAUUCGAUUGAGAAGCCCAAUCGGAAAAAGAAGCGGCAUCGUGGCUCAAAGAAGAAUAAGGCAAUGACGAUGACGGCACCUUCGGAUUUCUCAAUUCCGGAGGAACCGAUCGCUGACAAAUGCAUGAUCUCUAAUUCCGUCUUUGACAAGUGCGAAGACUGGGGGCGACUUUCCGAAAACAGAGGUAGUAUUUGUACGAAUCGCUUGGGGUUGGAACUGAAUUUCCGUACAUGUUCUACUGGGACUGUGGUUUGUGAGGAGUUGACUGUUCCCGAGGAGAGUAGAGGGAGCGUAUCGAUGUUGGGGCAGACGACAGAGGUGGAUUGCCCAAAUUUGCGCAAUGAGAGGUUUAUUUUCGGUGAGUUGAGGCAAAGAACUGUGAAUGGAGAUGAUGCAUCAUCAAGAUUUGGCGAUGAUGGGAACGUGGAGUCUUGCGUGGAAACGAACUCUGGAGUAAAGCAAAAAAGUGAGCCGAACGGAAAUGUGGUGCAAAGAUUGGAGACUGCAGGGUCCUUGGACUGGAAGCGGCUCAUGGCUCAGGACCCUUAUACAUUUUCUGCAGACAAAUCACCAGUUAAAUCCUACAUGGAGGAAAUGUUUAGUGGAAAUUCAUUGCGGAUCACUACCACUUUUGGCAAUGAGAAAGAACGAGAAAGAGUCUAUGAUACCAUCUUUCGCUUGCCAUGGAGAUGUGAAUUGCUCAUAGAUGUCGGCUUCUUUGUCUGCCUUGAUUCAUUUCUUUCAUUGUUAACCGUUAUGCCAACAAGGAUCCUGAUAACACUUUGGAAGCUUUUUAGUACAAGGACUUUUGGAAGACUUUCUUCAGCAGAGUUAUCAGAUUUUGGCUGUUUUUUAAUAAUGGCAUCCGGAGUUGCCCUCUUAGAAUUGACGGAUAUCAGCUUAAUUUAUCACAUGAUUCGUGGUCAAGGAACAAUUAAACUAUAUGUUGUUUACAAUGUAUUGGAGAUAUUUGAUAAACUAUUUCAAAGUUUUGGUGGAGAUGUGUUGCAAACUUUAUUUAAUUCAGCAGAGGGACUUGCAAAUUCUCCACCUGAAAACAUGGGCUUCUGGAUCGGAAGAUUCAUUUCUGAUCAAGUUCUCGCUGUGGCUGCCUCAAUUGUUCAUUCUUUUAUCUUAUUAGUUCAGGCAAUUACCUUAUCCACCUGUAUAGUGGCUCAUAACAACGCCUUGCUUGCUUUGCUGGUGUCUAAUAACUUCGCAGAGAUAAAAAGCAAUGUGUUUAAACGUUACAGCAAAGACAAUAUUCACAGUUUGGUUUAUUUUGAUUCAAUCGAAAGAUUCCACAUUUUGGCAUUUCUCUUGUUUGUGCUGGCUCAAAACAUAUUGGAGGCGGAGGGUCCCUGGUUUGGGAGUUUUCUCUAUAACGCUCUCAUGGUUUUCAUCUGUGAAAUGCUCAUUGAUAUCAUAAAGCACUCAUUCUUAGCUAAAUUCAACGGCAUAAAGCCUAUCGCAUACUCAGAGUUUCUUGAAGACCUUUGCAAACAGGCUCUUAACAUGCCAUGUGAAGAUGCAAAGAAAAAUUUGACAUUUGUUCCCGUUGCGCCGGCAUGCGUGGUCAUUCGCGUGUUAACUCCAGUAUAUGCUGCCCUUCUUCCAUACAAUCCUCUCCCAUGGAGGUUUCUUUCAGUUCCUCUCCUCUUCGGCGUUACCUAUGUCAUGCUCAUAAGCCUCAAGAUUUUGGUUGGCUUAAGUCUGCAGAAGUAUGCAACUUGGUAUAUCAACCGAUGCCGAAAGAAGAAGCACCAUCUACAUGCCGACUAAUCAGAAGAACGAACCGUAUAAAACCUCGCUCACAUUAUGCUGAAAUGAAAUCGUUGCAUCAGAUGGUUGCCAUAACGUGUGAGGAAUGCGUAGAGGAGGACGGCUCAACUUGCUUCGCCUUGCUCAUGUUGUAGGUGGAAGCAGCAACCUUGAAGAGGAGGACCUUCUUGCCACAGGUUUAUCGAGGUAUCGUAUCGUGUUAUGUUUUCAGUAUCGAAAUGCAAAAUGUAAAUGAAGUUUUUGCCUCAAAUGUUUUGGUAUUAACUGCAUCCCGUAGUAGAGGUUGUGGCUUAAGGAGUUGAGAUGGCAAUCAUGAGUUGCAAUCUAAUAAAAUAUGAUGGUCUACACAAGAAAUUAUAUCAUUGAAUAAAAAACGAAUGCUAGAGAAGAUGUUUACAAUA